ACACCAAUGGCGUUAAUGUACGAGUCUGCCCGCCCAUGAAACCCUAUGAUCACUCCAUUCUCGGCAUGGAAACUAAAGUACGUGCCAACUUCCUUCCCAAAAUGUCCGUAUUUGCAACGAUUCGUAAUUAUUUUAAGGGAAGUCACUACUUUUCCAUUGUCGUAGUAAUGUCCCACACUCCCACUUACGCCCGUAACAAACUCGUAUGGAUAAUCGAUAUCAAUCUGAAACAAAAUACAGAGGACGUACGGACAGAAAAUUUUAAAAAUAAAAAUAAAAAGAAAAAAUUAAUUUAUUCGCACUCACGUUAUAUCACCACCCUUUCCUCCAAAACGUUUGGUGGUAGCCUCGGCAUGGUCUUUGAACACGAUCGAGUCAAUUAUAUCGCCAUGACUGAUAAUAAUUUGCCUUAUUCCAAAUUUAGCCCUCCAAUUCCAAGGCUUUCC
Messenger RNA from Striga asiatica, 446 nucleotides. Lineage: Eukaryota; Viridiplantae; Streptophyta; Magnoliopsida; Lamiales; Orobanchaceae. The record is from the annotation of a GenBank genome assembly.